Molecule: messenger RNA, 4694 nt
Organism: Trichechus manatus latirostris (Florida manatee)
Lineage: Eukaryota; Metazoa; Chordata; Mammalia; Sirenia; Trichechidae
Gene: HECA
Product: hdc homolog, cell cycle regulator
Exons: 5
Coding region: 191-1822 (543 amino acids)
Source: RefSeq, a predicted model, not a curated record
CCGGCUCCAGGAAGCCGGGCAGGGCGCGGCGGCCGGGAUGGCGCGGCGCGGGCCGCGCGGUUAGACGGGCGCCGAGGAGCCGCCGGCCCGCGCCCUCCAUUCUCUCUCGGUGCCGGGACCGCGGGGGGCAUGAGCGGCCGCGCCUCGGGGAGCUGCCUUCGCUGACUCCGGGCACCUGGACGCUCGCGAGAUGCCCAACCCCAAAAACAGCAAAGGCGGCCGCAAAAACAAGCGCGCCAACAGCAGCGGGGACGAGCAGGAAAAUGGAGCCGGGGCCCUGGCAGCAGCUGGCGCGGCGGGCGCGGCGGCCGGGGGGGCCUUGGCGGCGGUUGCCGGUUGCGGAGCGGUGGCGGCGGGCGCGCUGGGUACCGGGGGCACGACGGGCGCCGGAGGGGCAGGAGCUGGCGCUGCGAACGCCUCGGCCGCCACGGGGGCUGCUGCCGCGGGCGACGCCAAGAACGAAGCUCCUUGUGCCACACCCCUGAUCUGCAGCUUCGGGCGACCGGUUGACCUGGAGAAGGACGACUACCAGAAGGUGGUGUGUAACAACGAGCACUGUCCCUACAGCACCUGGAUGCACCUGCAGUGUUUCUAUGAGUGGGAGAGCAGCAUCCUGGUCCAGUUCAACUGCAUCGGCCGGGCACGCAGCUGGAAUGAGAAGCAGUGCCGCCAGAACAUGUGGACAAAGAAGGGCUACGACCUGGCCUUCCGCUUCUGCUCCUGCCGCUGUGGACAAGGCCACUUAAAGAAGGACACAGACUGGUACCAGGUGAAGCGGAUGCAGGACGAGAAGAAGAAGAAAUCUGGAUUGGAAAAGAACACAGGGAAGCCCCUGGCUGAGGCCGUGGAGGAGGUGAAGAAGUGCAGGCCGCAGAACAAGCCCCAAAAAGGCCUGAACCAUGAUCUCCCCCGACGGCAUUCCAUGGACCGUCAGAACUCCCAGGAAAAAGCAGUCAGUGCCGUGGCCUACGGUGCCCGCUCCCCCUGCGCCUCCCCUGGCCAGUCCCCACCCACCGGCUACUCCAUCCUCUCCCCUGCCCACUUCAGCGGUCCCCGCUCCUCGAGAUACCUUGGGGAAUUCCUAAAGAAUGCCAUACAUCUUGAGCCUCACAAAAAGGCCAUGGCUGGGGGCCACGUGUUCAGAAAUGCCCACUUUGAUUACAGUCCAGCCGGGUUAUCGGUUCACAGGGCGGGGCACUUUGACGCUCCCGUGCAGUUCCUGCGGCGGCUCGACCUCUCUGAGCUGCUCACGCACAUCCCCAGGCAUAAGCUGAACACUUUCCACGUGCGCAUGGAAGACGAUGCCCAAGUGGGCCAGGGCGAGGAUCUACGGAAGUUCAUCCUCGCGGCCCUCAGUGCCAGCCAUAGAAAUGUUGUAAACUGUGCACUGUGCCACCGAGCGCUCCCGGUGUUUGAACAGUUCCCCCUGGUGGACGGAACUCUGUUCCUAAGCCCAUCGAGACACGAUGAGAUUGAAUAUGACGUGCCUUGUCACCUUCAAGGGAGACUCAUGCACCUGUAUGCAGUGUGUGUGGACUGCCUGGAGGGGGUGCACAAGAUCAUCUGCAUCAAAUGUAAGUCCCGGUGGGAUGGCAGCUGGCACCAGCUGGGCACCAUGUACACCUAUGACAUCCUGGCCGCUUCGCCCUGCUGUCAGGCUCGCCUGAACUGUAAGCACUGCGGGAAGCCCGUGAUCGACGUGCGGAUUGGGAUGCAGUACUUCUCCGAGUACAGCAACGUCCAGCAGUGUCCACACUGUGGGAACCUGGACUACCAUUUCGUGAAGCCAUUCUCCUCCUUCAAAGUCCUUGAAGCUUAUUGAUGAAAGCUUUGCUUUAUCCUGCAAGACCAGUGCUUAAACUGCAGUCUCUGCUCCUGUGUGCAGGUCAGUAACUCCAGUCUGCUUUUCUUUUAGCCCUGGGUAACAGCCCUUGAGUAAUUUUAGAUGGAAAUUGGGGAGGAGGUGGGGCGAAAGAAAGUGCUCCCGUCCACUGUUGUGCUUCCUAUAGAAGGAUAUUGUCUAGCCCAGUUUAUCUCCAUGUACUGUUGGCUUUAUUAUUAUUCCAGGUUAUUGAAAGACGAACACCAUUAAAGCCAGCUCAAAAAUAUAUUCUUGUCAGUAAAGAUUUCUUGUCAAGAUGUCUUGGAUUGCACUUUUGUUGAGGGAAGACUGUGUAAAUAGUUAAAGAAUGUUGAUGAAAUUGAAACAUUUGGUUAUGGAAUUGUGUGUGGUGUUAGAGGGUUUCUGUUUGUGAAAUGUAUGUAUUAAAAAUAAUAAAAUUUCAGAAGCUAACAUGGUCCCCUCUCUUUAAUGUGCCACUUUUUUGUUGGGAUUCAAAGCUUUUUAAUCAGUGGGAUUAUGUGGUCAGGAAAGAUAGUAGAGGUGUUUUCUGAGGUGUCUUAUCGCUAUUCAGGUAACCCUUUCAAACUCACUUCUAAAGCUGAUAAAUGUGAACUUUUUGUGCUAUUUGAAAGUGGUGUAUUACAUGUAAACUUCUUUACAACAAAGGACACAUUCUAUAUAAAAAAGUUAAUUCCAUGUGAAUAGUCCAAAAUUACUGUUAUGGUUAUAGGGGAUUCUAUUGAAUAGAUAAUCCUGUCCUACAAAUGUUUUGUUUGGUUCCUAGACCUGUAACAAUUACAUUUUAUAAUAAAAGGACUUGAUUGUAUGCUUGUUCAUUAUAAGCAAAGCGAACACUGACUUGCAAUUUAACUUCUUGCUGACUUUAUGCACUGUGAUAUAGUUUAUCCUUCAAAUCUCUUUAUCCACUUCGUUUCAGAUAUCAUUCUAAGCCAAUAGAUUGAAAUCCACAAAAAUAUUAGAAUACAGGAUAAGAUAUGGAAACUUAGGUGAAGAAAGAAUCUUUCAUACUCAGCUAGUGGAUUCAAAACCUGCCUUACCAUUAAUUUAUUACAGACGUCUGAGGUGUAAGUUUUAUUUUAUUUAUUUUUAUGGAUUUGGAAUAUUGUGAUUUCUACCAGUGUAAUUUACGUGAAGAAAACUCCAUUGCAAUUGUUAGGAAGGUACAAAUCUUUCUGCAAACAAAAAACAAAAAACAACCAAACUGUUGCCGUCGAGUCUAUUCCAACUCAUAGUAACCCCAUAGGACAGAGUAGAAUUGCCCCAUAGGGUUUCCAAGGGAUGGCUGGUGGAUUCAAACUGCUGACCUUUUGGUAUGCAGCCAAGCUCUUACCAAAGUUAAGUCGUGAUUGAUAAGAAUUAAGUUUAAUGGAAGAAAAUUCUUCAUUGUUCUUAGUAGUUUGCACUUCUUUAAAUCUUGGUUAUAUUGUUUUGACUUAAAUUUGGCAUCAGUUAGAUUGAUAAUCACUCAGACUGUUUCUCUGGUAAGGUGUUAAAUUUUGGAAGGAAAAAAAAAGCAUGUCUUGAGCUUGUGUUCUUCUGUGCCCUACGUGGGAUAAAUCUUUGUAAAGAAUGUGAAAUCCCUUUGGAGACAAUAAAGUGCCGUACAGAUGUAAUAUUUGAAAUAAUAGUAUAUUUUAAGGCAGAUUCUUUUAGUGGCAGCUUUGAGAAUUGUGGUACUCUAUAAACUCAAUCUUGUGUUGCUAAUCUUCAGAGACAGAAAAAUAAAACGCUUUGUCUCAUGGAGUUCAGCAGAACAAGACUGAUGACAUUUUAUCAGUGCUUAAAUGGAAUUGGCCACCAUAGCACCAUUUCCUGGUGAUGGACACCAUGCCAAGUGGUUCUGAUACAUUUAAUUAAAAAUAUAGAUCAUAUUUCAAAAUCAAGUUUAUAGCUAUCUAAUUACAUUCCUAGUAAACCCAAUUACUCUAAAAGUGGCAAAGCUCUAGCCAUAGAAGUCACAGAGAUGCCAGAAUUUAGAGUAAGGGCUAUAGUUUUCAUUGUAUUCACUUAACAUUUGUUAAAUUGCUUUGACUACCAUUCAUCGUACUCAUUUUAUAGAUAAAGAAACAGAGGCCCAGAACACUUAAAUCUGAUAAGUUCAUAUAAUCAGUAGCUGAAAACUAAAUGUGGAUUCCCUUACAUAGUUCUCAAAAUGGGAUUUAGAUAAAUCCUCAGCUAACCAUGGCUUAGAGGUGGAAUAUUCAUGAAUUUUCUUUAAUUUUCCCUUCUGCUUUCUGUUACUGUUUCGUAAAAGUCACCUUUAUUUAGCAUGUUAAUUAUCCUCAGAUUUAGACAUCAGAUACCUGAACAGAUCUCUGUUACUAGCCCAUGUUAUUGGAGAAACCUUUUAGUGUAAGCCUUACCUAGAUCCUAAAUUUUAUUUUUUUGUUGUCUUGAUUUUGUGUCUACUGAUUUCUAUUGCCUUCAGAUCAUCUGUUUUUCACUUUCUGAUGCUAAGGGGGCCUAGGUGAAUGGCAGUUGUAUUCGUUGUAAAGGAAAGAAAAUGUCAGCUAAAGGCACAUACAUUUUUGCCAAAUAUGUAAAUAGGAAGAUAUCUAUUUAAUUUGUUUCAGAUAUGAGUGGAGUGUAACAUAAAAACAAAAAAGUGUCUGGACUCAAUGGAGCAAAGAGUCACUAAGAAGUAAGUGAGAGGAGUCUGUGGGUGCAGGGGUGGACAGAUGGCCUCACAGGAAAGGGCUAUGGGGUUCUCUGAACAGGGGCCAUGUCUUAGUCAUCUAGAGCUGCUAUAACAGAAAUACCACAAGUGGAUGGCUUUAACAAAGAGAAGUUUAUUCUCUCACAGUCCAGUAGACUAGAAGUCUGAAUUCAG